CAAGUACACACACACACACAACGGACCUCUGCCAGAGGCGAGGGCGUUCUUUUCCCGCUGGAGCCGGUCGCGCUCGUUUUGCAGGAUGCGGUUCUCUUCCUUCUCUUCGUCAAGCUGAAUGCGCAGGGAUCUGCACUCUUGCUGCAGUCUCUCCACUUGUCGGUGCACGUGAUCGUCACUAGAUGUGCUGGUGCGCACACGCUCACCGCGCUCCCGCGCCAGUGUUCGGUACAGCUGCUCAUUCUCCAUCAACAGCUGGGCAGAGGAUCGAGAGGCACCCUCCUUUCCAGAGCCAUCAGUGCCCACCAUGCCCCGACCACUCUUCAUUGUUGUCGCCAUUGUCACCGCAGUGUGCCUUUUGAAUGCGUGUGCCUGAAUGUGUGUUGAUGCGUGUGCUUUGCUCGUGCGAUGCAGUCUGCAAGGUCCGUGUGUGUGUGUGUGUGAGUUUCUGUGGGUCUGCUUCGAAGGCCACCAAAGCCUCAAUGUGGGGUGGUGGUGGGUGGCGGUACUCGCUCGCCUCCUGUUUGUGCUUCUUGCCGUGCCUGCUGGAUGUGUGCUUCUUGCUUCGUUGGCUCACGCAGCGCUUGGUGUCGUGUGCACCUGCUUGUUGCCUCUUCAACGUCGCCGUUUCCGCAGCGACCGAGCAGUUUUUGAUAAUUAUUGAAUAUCUUCAGGUAAAAUUCCGCGGUACCAGCCAGAAAGAGGACAGCACCACCAACCAAGAGAAGCAAGCAAGCAAGCAAGGCAGAGCGGACACAGCACCAGCAUCAACUCCAACGGCUGAGCAUGUGUGCAGACACCUCGCCCGCGGGAAAGGAUGUGCUUGGGUUUGAACCAUCGCGUCACAUCUCCGGCGAUGUCAUUGCUAACUUGGCACGCCGUCGUAUGCGAUGGCACAGAAAGUAUCCCAGGAUUGAGGACGCACAACACAAGUCUUUCACUCGCCCAUUCAAGCGUUUCAUCUCCAAGGGCGUACCGCACCACUUGCGACCAAACGUGUGGCGGCUGUCCGCCAGCCGAUUUGCGCAAAAGUACAACCGCAAGCACGAGGACGUGCCCAUCUUGAAUGGAUCUGCCCUCUUGCAACAGGCGCGAUCCAACCCGCAUGCGCUGACCAUCGACGAAGACACGCUGAUGCAGAUCAAGAUGGAUAUGCCUCGCACGUUCCCGGAGCACGCGGAGUUCAAGGAGGGCGCACACAUUUACGAGGAGCUUGGACACGUGCUGCGGGUAUUUGCACACCUGCACCCUCACAUUGGCUAUUGUCAGGCCAUGAAUUUCCUUGCCGGAGUUCUGUUGUUGACGACGAGAGACGCUGAAGCGACACUCAGCCUUCUCCAAUGCAUUGUCCUCGUGUACAUGCCAGAUCGCUACACGAGCGAAAUGAAAGUACAGGACGAUGUCAAGAUUCUACAGCGCGCCCUCAACACCCCGCGCUAUGCGCACGUGCGUUCUGCCCUCGAAGAUGCCGGCGUUGACGUGACUUUCUUUGCUGUCAAGUGGCUACUGAUGCUGUUUGUUGAUGCGCUGCCCUCCGACCAACUCCUGGUCCUCUGGGACCUCUUCUUCCUCUGGGGCAGACGGGUGUUGCUUCAGGCCGCGUUGUUUCUUCUUCACGAGCACGUGGAGGAUCUCCGGGCCCGGCCGGACGUGAACCACGUGAUGGACGUUCUCAAGGACUUGGGCCGAACGCGCGCGCUCACGCCGCAGGCGUUUGCACACGGCAUUACGCAACAUGGAGGGGGAGUUGUGCCCAAACUUGUGUAGCUGGUGUUAUGUUAAUCCUUGAGCACCGUGUACGUGCUAAGCGACUAACAGUGCUGUAGUUUAUUUGCAUGCAAAUAGAUUGUCAAUCAAAAGUCCAAGGAGCCCCAAGGCAAUACGUGUAUGUGCAUGCGAGCAAGCAAGAAGCGUGUUUGCUGUUCUGCCGAAGAAAGCGUCAAGUGACGUUGUGCCAGUCAAGCAUGUGUGAGUAAGCGAACGUGUGUGCGUGUGCACGUGCGUGCAUGUGUGUGUGUGAGUGUCCGUGUGCGUGUAUGAACAUGAGUCCCUUCUGUGUGCAUGAGCUUGCUGGUCCACUUCAAUGCAGCGUGUUGUCCCUGCAGCCACGAGCGCGACAGCGGUGUGAGAACAUUGAAAAUCAAGCACGUACGUACGAACGUACAUGCAUACACACACA
This is a messenger RNA of Salpingoeca rosetta, 2179 nucleotides long. RefSeq lists its product as uncharacterized. Bases 787 to 1767 code for a protein of 326 amino acids. The record is from RefSeq and is a predicted model, not a curated record. NCBI's taxonomy places the organism in Eukaryota, Choanoflagellata, Craspedida, Salpingoecidae. The transcript is spliced from 10 exons.